This is a messenger RNA of Hipposideros armiger (great roundleaf bat), 7831 nucleotides long. RefSeq names its product retinoic acid induced 1 (gene RAI1). The coding region runs from base 856 to 6519 and encodes 1887 amino acids. The transcript has 8 exons. Gene Ontology annotation, biological process: regulation of transcription by RNA polymerase II; circadian regulation of gene expression. The record is from RefSeq and is a predicted model, not a curated record. NCBI's taxonomy places the organism in Eukaryota, Metazoa, Chordata, Mammalia, Chiroptera, Hipposideridae. Gene Ontology annotation, cellular component: nucleus.
GCGCCCGGGGCCGCGAGCUAGCGCAGCCAGGCCGCCCGGGAACUUUUUUCCUCCCGCUCUCGCUCUCAUUCUCCCCCCGCGCGUCGCCCGCCCGCUCGCUCUUCCUGUGCCGAAGGGAUCGCGUUUACCCGCGGACACCAGGCAGACCCGGCCGGGUGAGCGGCCAGGACACAGUCCCAGCGCCGCCGACUCUCCGCGCCCCGGGGCGCCGCCCCCGCCCGCGGCUGGGCUGGGUGAAGCGAGUUGGAGAGCGAGGCGGCGGCGAGGUCUAGAGGCGAGCGGAGCAGGCCGCCCUGCGGGCAGCCUGAGCGCCGGCGCGAGGAGGGGACUGCCGCGGCCCACCCUCCUUCCUGCCUGGCCGUGGGCCAGUCGGGCCGCGGCGCCCUGACCCCCAAUGGCCUACCGGGCCUCCGGGCCGCUAAGUCACAGCGCCAGACACAGAGCUCCCGAGUGAGCGCCGAGGAUCUCAUCUGGCCGCCGCGUUCUGGAAGAGGCGCGCGCGCUCGAGGAGGAGAGAGACCGCGCUGGGAAAGGGAAACGGCAAAACGCGCAGCGCCGGCGCUUGGGAGACACAAGAGGAGCCCGCAGGCUCCCCAGGCCCAGGGAUCCCAUGGUUCCAGAGGAGUGAGGAGACCCCUGAGCAGCAGCAUCCAGGAGCCCAGCUGCCUACCCCCUGCAACUCAUCACUGUUGGCACCCAGGAGGCAGGUGCCACCGUCCUGCGUUCCGGGGAGUCAGAAGGGGAUGUUUUAUGCCUACAGUGGUUCAGAGGCCCCUAAUCAACGACGUCUGCUAGAAGGAACAGAGAGAUUCCAGAUGGCAUGGCAGUAAUAGAGGAGAUAACCAGCCCCGAGUCAUGCAGUCUUUUCGAGAAAGGUGUGGUUUCCAUGGCAAACAACAGAACUACCAACAGACCUCACAGGAGCCAUCUCGCCUGGAGAAUUACAGGCAGCCAAGCCAGGCGGGGCUGAGCUGUGACCGGCAGAGGCUGCUGGCCAAGGACUAUUAUAACCCACAGCCGUACGCAGGCUACGAGGGCAGCGCCAGCACGCCUGCCAGCACUGGGCGCGGAAGCAAAGGCCUGCCCUCGCAGCAGGCCCUGCAGGGGCGGCCGGCAUUCUCUGGCUACGGUGUCCAGGACAGCAGCCCUUACCCAGGCCGAUACUCCGGUGAGGAGAGCCUGCAAUCCUGGGGGGCCCCUCAGCCGCCACACCCCCAGCCACAGCCCCUGUCAGGGGGGGUGGGCAAAUAUGAUGAGAACUUGAUGAAAAAGACAGCAGUGCCCCCAGGAAGGCAGUACCCGGAGCAGGGUGCGCAACUGCCCUUUCGGACUCACUCCCUGCACGUCCAGCCCCAGCUGCCGCAGCCCCAGCAGCCCUUGGCCUACCCCAAGCUCCAGAGGCAGAAACUGCAGAAUGAUAUUGCCUCGCCUCUGCCCUUUCCCCAAGGCGGCCACUUUCCCCAGCAGUCUCAGUCCUUCCCCACCUCCUCCACCUACUCCUCUACCAGCCAGGGUGGUGGGCAGGCAGCCCACUCCUAUAAGAGUUGCACAGCACCGUCUGCCCAGCCCCACGACAGGCCACUGAGUGCCAGCGCCAGCCUGGCCCCGGGCCAGCGAGUCCAGAGUCUUCAUGCCUAUCAGUCGGGCCGCCUCAGCUAUGACCAGCAGAAGCAGCAGCAGCAAGCCCUUCAGAGCCGGCACCAUGCCCAGGAAACCCUCCAUUACCAAAACCUCGCCAAGUACCAACACUAUGGGCAGCAAGGUCCCAGCUACUGCCAGCCAGACUCAGCUGUCAGGACCCCGGAGCAGUACUACCAGACCUUCAGCCCUAGCUCCAGCCACUCGCCUGCACGCUCUGUGGGCCGCUCACCUUCCUACAGCUCUACCCCGUCACCCCUGAUGCCAAACCUGGAGAGCUUUCCAUACAACCAGCAGCCACUCAGCACAGGGGCUUUCCCUGCAGGCAUCGCCGACCACAGCCACUUCAUGCCCCUGCUCAACCCCUCCCCAACGGACGCCACCAGCUCUGUGGACACCCAGACUGGCAACUGCAAGCCGCUGCAGAAGGACAAGCUCCAUGAGAACCUGCUGUCAGAUCUCAGCCUGCAGAGCCUCACAGCCCUGACCUCGCAGGUGGAGAACAUCUCCAACACAGUCCAGCAGCUGCUCCUCUCCAAGGCUGCCGUGCCACAGAAGAAGGGUGUCAAGAACCUGGUAUCCAGGACCCCAGAGCAUCACAAAAGCCAGCACUGCAGCCCCGAGGGCAGUGGCUACUCAGCCGAGCAGGCAGGCACGCCACUGUCAGAGCCACUGAGCAGCACACCGCAGUCCAGCCACGCCGAGCCGCCCGAGGCCGACUACCUGAGCGGCUCUGAGGACCCACUGGAGCGCAGCUUCCUGUAUUGCAACCAGGCCCGCGGCAGCCCCGCCAGAGUCAACAGCAACUCCAAGGCCAAGCCUGAGUCUGUGUCCACCUGUUCUGUGACCUCUCCUGAUGACAUGUCCACCAAGUCUGAUGACUCCUUCCAGAGCCUGCACAGCAGCCUGCCGCUUGACAGCUUCUCCAAGUUUGUGGCGGGCGAGCGGGACUGCCCGCGGCUGCUGCUCAGUGCCCUGGCGCAGGAGGACCUGGCCUCCGAGAUCCUGGGACUGCAGGAAGCCAUCGGAGAGAAGGCUGACAAGGCCUGGGCCGAGGCUCCCAGCCUGGCCAAGGAUUCCAGCAAGCCGCCCUUCUCGCUGGAGAACCACAGCACCUGCCUAGACUCCGUGGCCAAGAACAUGUGGCCACGGCCAGGGGAGCCAGAGGCCCUGCCCGAGGCCUUACAGCUGGACAAGGGCGGCAACACCAAGGACUUCAGCCCAGGGCUGUUUGAAGACCCUUCUGUGGGCUUCGUCACCCCUGAUCCCAAGAAGACAGCUGGUCCCCUCUGCUUUGGCACCAAGCCCACCCUUGGGGCUGCCACUUCGGACCCCACUGCAGCAGCUUUUGACUGCUUCCCAGACACAACCACCGCCAGCUCAGCAGACAGUGCUAACCCCUUUGCCUGGCCUGAGGAAAACCUGGGAGAUGCUUGUCCCCGGUGGGGGCUACACCCCAGCGAGCUCACCAAGGGCCUGGAGCAGAGUGGAAAGGCCUCAGACAGCAUUGGGAAGGAGAGUACCAACGAGGCGCCAGCCUGUCUGGGCUUCCAGGAGGAGGAGCCCCCUGGGGAGAAGGCCACUGUGCCCCGGGACUCCAAGCAGGAGGAGGCAGACAGGGUGAAGGAGGAGGAAGGCGGGCUGCUGCAGUGCCCUGAGGUGGGCAAGGCUGACCGGUGGCUAGAGGACAGCCGGCACUGCUGCUCCGCCUCCGACUUUGGAGACCUCCCGCUACUGCCACCCACCAGCAGGAAAGGGGACCUGGAGGCUGAGGAGGAGUACUCGUCCCUGUGCGAGCUCCUGGGCAGCCCUGAGCAGAGGCCUGGCAUGCAGGACCCGCUGUCACCGAAGGCCCCUCUGAUGUGCACCAAGGAGGAGGUGGAGGAGGUGCUGGACCCCAAGGCCGGCUGGGGCUCCCCAUGCCACCUCUCUGGGGAGUCUGUCAUCUUUCUGGGCCCCACCGUGGGCGCUGAGUCGAAGGUCCAGAGCUGGUUUGAGUCUUCCCUGUCCCACAUGAAGCCCGGGGAAGAAGGCCCUGAUGGGGCACUGGCUCCGGGGGACCCCACCACCCUGACCCCAGAUGCCUCCUUGGCCCAGAAGCCCAAGAAGCCUGCUGUGCCCGAGGCACCCAUUGCUAAGAAAGAGCCUGUGCCACGUGGGAAAAGUUUACGAAGCCGGCGGGUGCACCGGGGGCUUCCUGAGGCCGAGGACUCCCCUUGCAGGGCACCGGCUCUGCCCAAAGACCUCUUGCUCCCUGAAUCCUGCACAGGGCCCCCCCAGGGACAGAUGGAAGGGGCAGGGGCCCCAGGCCGGGGGGCCUCGGAAGGGCUCCCCAGGAUGUGCACUCGCUCCUUCACCGCUUUGAGCGAGCCCCGCACACCUGGACCCCCAGGACUGACUACCACUCCUGCACCCCCCGACAAACUGGGGGGCAAGCAGCGAGCCGCCUUCAAGUCAGGCAAGCGGGUGGGGAAGCCCUCCCCCAAAGCGGCAUCUAGCCCCAGUAACCCAGCCGCCCUGCCCGUGGCCUCUGACAGCAGCCCCGUUGGCUCCAAGACGAAGGAGACAGACUCGCCUGGCACCCCGGGCAGAGACCAGCGCUCUAUGAUCCUUCGGUCCCGCACCAAACCCCAGGAGGUCUUCCACUGCAAGCGGCGGCGGCCCUCAGAAAGCCGAGUCCCCAACUGCCGCACUGCCAAGAAGCUCCUUGCCAACAACCAUCUGCCCACCACGUUCAAGGUCUCCUGCAGCCCCCAGAAGGAGGGCAGGGCCAGUCAGCGGGCAAGGGUCCCCAAGCCCGGUGCAGGCAGCAAGCUCUCUGAUCGGCCCCUGCACACACUCAAAAGGAAGUCGGCCUUCAUGGCACCAGUCCCCACCAAGAAGCGGAAUUUGGUUUUACGGAGCAGCAGUGCCAGCGGCAGUGGGGGGCACAUGAAGGAGGAGAGGCCCGAGGGCUCCCCCACCCUCUUCAAGAGGAUGUCCUCUCCCAAGAAAGCCAAGCCCAGCAAGGGCAAUAGUGAGCCCACCGAGAAGCCCCUGACCCCAGAGACUCCUGACCCCUGCCUCAAGCUGGCCUCGAGGGCGGCCUUCCAGGGGGCCAUGAAGACCAAGGUGCUACCACCCCGGAAAGGCCGAGGUCUGAAGCUGGAGGCCAUUGUGCAGAAGAUCACCUCGCCCAGCCUGAAGAAGUUCGCUUGUAAGGCACCAGGGACCCCUCCUGGAAACCCCCUUAGCCCGUCCCUCUCUGAGAAGGACCGUGGGCUUAAGAGUGCUGGGGGCAGCCCGAUGGGGGCCGAAGAAGGUCCCUUAAACAUGGGCACUGGGCAGAAGCUCCCAGCAGCUUCGGGGUCCGACCCGUUGUGCAGAAAUACGGCCAACAGAUCCUUAAAAGGCAAACUCGUGAAUAGUAAGAAACUGCCCUUGACUGACUGUUUCAAAACUGAGGCCUUCAUGUCCCCAGAGGUCCUGCCGCCUGGGGGGACCGCUCUGGCACUGAAGAAGAGAAGCCGGAAAGGCAGGGCUGGAGCCCUGGGACUCCCCAAAGGCCCCCUGGAGAAGCGGCCCCAUCUAGGCCAUGCUCUGCUCCUGACUCCCCAAGACAGGGCAAAUGGCACGCAAGGCGGCAGUGAGGACAGCUCUGGUGGAGGAGGCAAGAAGCCAAAGAUGGAGGAGCUGGGCCUGGCCUCCCAGCCCCCCGAGGGCCAGCCUUGCCAGCCCCAGAUGAGGGCGCAGAAGCAGCCAGGCCACACCAACUACAGCAGCUAUUCCAAGCGAAAGCGCCUCACUCGGGGCCGGGCCAAGAACACCACCUCCUCACCCUGUAAGGGCCGUGCCAAGCGGCGGCGACAGCAGCAGCUGCUGCCCCUGGAUCCCGCAGAACCUGAAAUCCGCCUCAAGUACAUUUCCUCGUGCAAGCGGCUGCGGGCAGACAGCCGUUCCCCAGCCUUCUCGCCCUUCGUGCGGGUUGAGAAGCGAGACGCGUUCACCACUGUCUGCACUGUUGUCAACUCUCCUGGGGAGGAACCCAAGCCCCACCGGAAACCUUCGUCCUCUGCCUCCUCUUCCUCAUCCUCGUCCUCCUUGGAUGCGGCCGGGCCCCCCCUGGCCACUCUCUCUGGAGGCUCUGUCCUGCAGCCGCGCCCCUCCCUGCCCCUCUCCACCACCAUGCACCUGGGGCCCGUGGUUUCCAAGGCCCUAAGUACCUCUUGCCUUGUUUGCUGCCUCUGCCAAAACCCAGCCAACUUCAAGGACCUCGGGGACCUCUGUGGGCCCUACUACCCCGAACACUGCCUCCCCAAAAAGAAGCCAAAACUCAAGGAGAAGGUGCGGCCAGAGGGCGCCUGCGAAGAGGCCUCCCUGCCCCUGGAGAGAACAUUCAAAGGCCUUGAGUGCACAGCUGCCGUUGCUGUCGGAAAACUCCCCAAGCCUGACGGCCCAGCUGACCCGGCCAAGCAGGGUUCACUGCGCACCAGUGCCCGGGGCCUGUCACGGCGGCUGCAGAGUUGCUACUGCUGUGACGGCCAGGGGGACGGUGGUGAGGAGGUAGCCCCAGCCGACAAGAGCCGCAAGCACGAGUGCAACAAGGAGGCACCGGCAGAGCCUGGUGGGGACACCCAGGAGCACUGGGUGCACGAGGCCUGUGCUGUGUGGACGGGCGGGGUCUACCUGGUGGCCGGGAAGCUCUUUGGGCUACAGGAGGCCAUGAAGAUGGCUGUGGACAUGACUUGUUCCAGCUGCCAAGAAGCCGGGGCCACCAUUGGGUGCUGCCAUAAGGGAUGUGUCCACACCUACCAUUACCCGUGUGCCAGCGAUUCGGGUUGCAUAUUCAUCGAAGAGAACUUUUCUUUGAAAUGCCCCAAACAUAAGAGGCUGCCAUUGUAACCCACCCCAACGGCUGGAGAAGCCGCCGGAACCUGCCUGCCCGCUCGCCGCCGAAAGAGAGGGGCCGCCUGUGCAGCCCCCUGGCCUUUUGAGACGCUCCCAGAGCGGGCCUAGAGCCGAUCCUUGAUCCGGACCCCGGAUCUUGGAUCUGGCUGCCUAGAGCUGAAACGUGCGGUCCCGGGUUAGGAAGAAAACAUGUUCCGGAGCCGCCUGCUCCCGAAACCGGACGACACAGGGCGUUCCUGCCGUCGCUCCCCCGACCCCGGGCCUGGCUUGGGAAAGAGGAUCCCUGUGGAGCAGUCAGACGCCUUGGGGCUCACAGGUUCCGCGGGGAUGGGAGGCGCAUUUAGCCUGGGGACGCGCUUCUCCACUGGAAGUUCCAAGACGACGUGGCACACAUUACCCGUGGGUGCUGCGGCCACCUCAGUCGGUCGUGGUAUGCAGCUGGGUGGCUUGGAGAUGGGGGUCCAAAGGGCUCUGGAGGUGACAGGGGGCGGCUCCUGGCUCCUUAACUAGGCGGGGGUGGGGGGCGGGCGGCAUAGGGAGGUGGAGUUGAAGCCUUUCUAGUGGGGGCUAGGCCGGAGAGGGGAGCGGCCGGAGGAUUUGGAAUAAACCAUUCAGAACGCGCGCCCCAGUGCCCUUCCCACCCAGCAUUUGCCAAAACCGUGCGGCUUGGUCAGAGCCAGGGGAAUCUGGGAUCCAUGCUCAGGGGACAUGAGCUCUCCGGGUAUAGGUGGGACUGGGGCACUCCUUUGGCUUCUGUUUGCCCUUUUUCCAAUCCACCCCACCCCUGGAGCCCAGCCUGCGAGCGCAAAAGGAAAUGAGUCUCUAGUGUGCACCUCAGGUGGGUGGCGGGCGCAUGAUCGUCCCUCUCUCUGCACGACCACCUGUCUCCAGGGACCGCAGCGCCCACUCGGCACGGGAGCAGAGACAGCGCUAGAUUCGUGUACAAACCUGUGUACCCCUCUAUAUGUUACAUAGAAUGUAUAUAUGUUGGGAACAUGCUCGCUUCUCCUGUGUGUCGCCGCCGUGCGUCUUGCGCCCCUCAGCACAGGGUCCUUGCCGGGAAGGGGGUCUCAGUGAUUGCCCCCCACCCCCGUUCCCCACUAAGCCACCACCGGCCCAGGCCAGUCCCUGCCAGUAUGUCCUCCUGUCUGUCCUUGUCCUCAGCUCUGUCCAUGCUUCGAUAGGCCUGAGGCAGCCCCGAAACGGGGGCACCCUAGCAACUUCCUGUACAUAUGACUGUAAAAUGGUAAACGUGUGUAUUAUAUCUGGCCUCGUUAUAUAGUGUAUAUAUAUGUAUACAUAUACA